AUGUCAAUUGGACAAACACUUUUACUUUAUUAUCGUAUAUUUUUUUAUUAUUUAUAUUCUGGAAAAGGUAUUAAUACAUAUUCUACUACUGAAAUUGAUCGUCGUAUAUUAGUUCAUAUAUAUUCACUUGUUUUGGUAAUUCGUCUUUUUUCUUUUCCACAUUAUCGAGCAAAAUGUUAUGGUGAUGACUUACGAGCUAAUUUACGUAAUGUUAUUGUACCAUUUACUGGCAUUCCACUUUCAAUAUUUUGUUUAAAUAAAAUUUUUUGUUUAUUUUUUUUAAUAUUUAUUUAUCCAUUAUGGGCAUUUAUUGGUUCUAUCUAUUUAUCAAUUUAUGAUCCAAGAAAAAAAUCUAUUGAUCAACAUUUUUAUGAACAAUUAUUAAAACCAAAUCAUUGGUUUGCAACAUGGCGUAUCAAUUGUACUAUUGUUGCUUAUCAUUCUUAUAAAAAAUGGAAACAAACUAAAGAACAAUAUGCUAUGGAAGAUAAAGGUCGAUUUUUGAUUGAAGGAAAAAAAUUAAAUAUACCUGUAACACCCGUAUUAGAUAUUCCUCGUAUUAUGAUUAAACAUAAAUCAAUCGAAGGUGGAAUGGGAAUUAAUGUGUAUGAUAAUUUUGCUACAAAUUAUGGCGAUUGGAUAAUUCAAAAAGUAUUUUCAAAUAGUGAUUUUAUUCAACAUCUUGUAACGUCGGAUGCACCACUUUCGACGGUACGUGUAAUAACUUCACGUGACCCUUCAUCAUCAUCAAUUAAAGUGAAAACAAUGGUUUUUCGUGCUGGUCGUAUUCGACAAAAAACUGAUCAUAAUGCAAUUUUUUAUAAUAUUGAUUUUAAUUCUUCACAUCGUCUGUCAAGUGGAACAACAAAUCGUCAUUGGUAUCAAACUGGUUUAAAGUCGUUUGAUACAAAAUCUAUAUGGGAAGAACAGAAUUAUUCAGUUCAUCCUGAUUCUCAUGAACGAAUUGAAGGAAUUAAAUGGCCAAAUGUAAAUGAAAUGAUUCAAUGUACUUGUCAAGCACAUGCAAAAUUAUGUCCUAAUGUUCCAAUUAUUGGUUGGGAUGUUGCAUGGACAAAUGAAGAUAGGCCAUUGAUGUUACUUGAAUUAAAUAUUUCAUGUAAUUUUUUCAAUGGACAUUUUGAUAUAAAAGAAUAUACUAAUUUUUGUUAUGAGUGGUUUCAUACACUUGAUGUUUAA
Molecule: messenger RNA, 1197 nt
Organism: Rotaria sordida
Lineage: Eukaryota; Metazoa; Rotifera; Eurotatoria; Philodinida; Philodinidae
Source: the annotation of a GenBank genome assembly